This is a messenger RNA of Brassica oleracea var. oleracea, 1591 nucleotides long. RefSeq names its product F-box/FBD/LRR-repeat protein At5g56420. The coding region runs from base 129 to 1394 and encodes 421 amino acids. The record is from RefSeq and is a predicted model, not a curated record. Gene Ontology annotation, molecular function: protein binding. The transcript is spliced from 4 exons. NCBI's taxonomy places the organism in Eukaryota, Viridiplantae, Streptophyta, Magnoliopsida, Brassicales, Brassicaceae.
UUGCUAUUUUCUUCUCAUCCGUGUGGCGGUUUUGAGCCAAAAUGUUCCCUUUAUUGGUUCUAAAGGUCCUCUAGGUCUCGAAUCAAUUGAUAAAAAUCGUACCUUUAUCAAAGGUGAUUCUGAAAAAAAUGGAUGAUUACAGGGAUAGGAUCAGUCGGUUACCAGACGACUUCCUCUUACAGAUACUCUCACGUCUCCCGACAAAAGAUGUCGUGGCGAUGAGCCUCUUGUCCAAACGGUGGCGGUUUCUCUGGACACUAGUCCCCAAACUCAACUUUGACCUCAGGCUUCACGACAAUACAUGUCCCAAGUUCACAAAGUUCGUAGACAGGUCUUUGCUGCUACACAAGGCUCCCACUUUAGAGAGUCUCCGUGUCAAGAUUGGUUCCAUCUGUCAUAACGCAGAUGUAGAUGUAGGCGUGUGGGUUAGAAUCGCCGUGGACCGUGGCGUGCGCGAGCUUGACAUCAGUUACUGCCCUGCUGAAGAGCCUAUAAGAUUGCCUAAGUGCUUGUUCCCUUGCGCGACGCUUGUGGUGCUGAAACUAGAGAACAUGAGCCUUGUUGAUGCUUCUUCUUACGUCUGCUUUAAGUCGCUCAAGACUCUGCAUCUUCUUGAUGUGAAGUACUUUGAUGAGCAGUCGCUUCCUCAUCUUUUGUCCUCUUGCUCUGUCCUCGAAGAUUUGGUUGUGCAGAGAUGUCCUGGAGACAAUGUUAAGAUCGUCUCUGUUAACGCCGCGUGCUUGAAGACUCUCACUUUGCAUAAGUCUUCGCAAGCUUUUGAAGGGGACGACGAUGGGUUCUUGAUCGCUGCGCCUAAGCUGAAGCGGCUUGACAUUGAGGAUUACUGGGGUGGGUUUUGUGAUAUUGAGAAUAUGCCUGAGGUUGUUGAGGCGAAUGUUGAUGUUAUUUAUAAAAACACUGAGAGGAUUCUGGGGUCUCUCACCUCGGUUAAGCGUCUUGCGUUGUGUCUGAUGACUUCAGAUGCUGCUUAUCCGACUGGUACAGUCUUCUCUCAGCUUGUUCAUCUAGAGCUAUGCACAUGUGCGCCGCGGUGGUGGGAUCUACUCACUCGAGUGAUUGAAGAUUCACCUAAACUACGAGUUCUCAAACUCCGCCAGAAACAUAUUCGGCGUACAUCUAGUCCCGGGGCUAGCUGGAAGCAGCCUGUGUCACUUCCCAAGGGAUUGUCUCUUGAGACUUUCAAGUGGGAGCUGUACGAAGGAACACAGAAGCAGAAGGAAGUGGCGAAAUUCAUCUUAAAACACGGUAUUCGAUUGAAGAAAGUGAUUGUCUCUCCCAAGCCAAGCAGUAGUCUGCUGGAGAAACAUGAGAUGCUCAAGGAGUUGUCAUCUGCUCCGCGCGGUUCUAGUACAUGCAAGCUCUUGUUCGACUGAAUAUAAGAAAAGAAGAAAUGAAGUUAAAAGUCUGUCCUGAGAAAAGCUUUGUUAGUAUAUGUUUACUUAACAUCCGUUUUGAUUGUUGCCUUCAUUAAUCUGAAUGUUAUAACCUCUGAAUGCUUUUGCUCUGUAUUUUGGUUUUGUCCUUGUAAGAGACUCAAAACUGCUAAGAACAUUCCUAAGGUAAGAUAUAU